Messenger RNA from Drosophila suzukii, 1684 nucleotides. The record is from RefSeq and is a predicted model, not a curated record. NCBI's taxonomy places the organism in Eukaryota, Metazoa, Arthropoda, Insecta, Diptera, Drosophilidae.
CAACUCUCAAGAGCCCUGCAGCACUGCCAUUGUGUUCAGACCGACAAGUGAUAGUUUAGAUUCUUCUCGAGCGGAUUGCGGAUCGUGUGGCCCUAAGAGAACUCUGCCAAACUACCUGCCUAGACUUGGGAAAGCAGUGAAAGGCCAUCAAGCCACUAAAAGAAUGUUCCUUCUCGCGGCAUUUUGCCUGGCUCUGACGGCGAUGGGCGGUCAGGCCAGGCCCCUGGAGCCCACGGCCCAGCACAUCGUGAUCGUGACCCCGCAGGCGCAGGUUCAUCUGGAGCCAGCCCUCCGCUACGUCCACGGACUGUCGCCCCUGGCCCGCGUGUCCUCGCCCCACCACCAUGAGGAGACCAUCGUUUAUGUCCCGGCCGGAUCUACUGCCCAGGUGGUGCCAGUGGUGGAUGCCGUGGGAUCUGGCCGCGCUGGCGGUGCUCCGGAGACCAAGCAGUGGGAGAACACGGGAGAGAUUGCCAACCAGAUCCAACAGGUUUCCCAACAGGGAGUCGAGAUCGUGAGUGGCCAAUUGAGCGAGGCGGCGGCAUCGGCAGCCUCCGCCGGUGCGGGCUUCUUCCCCUCCCUGUUCCCGCCCAGUGGUUCCAAGAAGGAGGAGCAGCAACUGCUGCAGAGUCUGAAGGGCGAUAAGAUUGAGCUGAUCGAAACGCCUGCCAAUACGCAGCCUUUGAUUGCCACCGAGGCCAGACACUUCUACAGCAUUCCCCAGGUGUAUCACACCCCAGUGGUGGAUGUGGUCCAUGGACCCCUCUACACCUGGCCCAUUUCCGCCAUUCGUGCACGCAGCAUCCAGCAGGAACCGGAAGCGGAGUUGACAGCCGCCGAGCCUGCUCUGAAGCAGACCUUGAAGGCUGAGCCGGAACCACAGGCCUUGUUGAAGGAACAGCCCCUGCUGAAGGAGCAGUCCCUGCUGAAGGAGCAGUCCCUGCUGAAGGAGCAGCCACAGCCACUGCUCAAGGAACAGCCCCUGGAGAAGGUGUCUUCGGAGCAGAAGCCCAUCAUUCCCGAUGCCAGCGAGCAGAAGGCUGAAUUUGCAGGACGCCUCCUGGAGAGCAAUGCCAUCAAGCAGGAACUGAAAGGUGCCGAGAUUGCGAAGGAGCAACUGAAGGAGGAUUCAGCUAAGAUUCAGCAGCAGGAGGAGCUGAUCAAGACCAUUCAGGCUGAGCCCCUGAUCAAGACCAUCCAGCCUGAGCCCCUGACCAAGACCCUGCCCGCUGAGGCCAUCCAGGCCAUCGAGCAGCAACAGCAGCCGAAGCAGCAGGAGAUCCAGCAGAUCAUUCCGGCGCAGAAUGCCGAGAUCAUCGCCGAUGCCAUUGUGCCGCAGGCUUAGAGCCCCGGCCGGAACCAGAACUCAUCUCUGAAUCUCACUCAUCCCUUGGGCAGCUUUGGUUCUUCGACUGAUUCUCAUCGCUGGCCCGGCACAGAAGAUGACCGGGCCACGGGGUAUACCCACAUCCAACAUCACCCACCAAUCGUACAUUUAAUUACUAACACAGAACACACGCAUCCGCACACAUUUUCCAUUUUCCAGACAUUAAUUAACAGAAGCGAAACGAGAAAGAGACAUUCAUUCAUAAUUAUCAUCACGAAACGUUCGUAUUCAUCAUCAUCAUUACAUAUUCAUUAACCAUAACAUUGAAAACGUAAAACAGAACAAUAAAAAAGUGAA